Messenger RNA from Solanum verrucosum, 518 nucleotides. RefSeq lists its product as uncharacterized. The record is from RefSeq and is a predicted model, not a curated record. Lineage: Eukaryota; Viridiplantae; Streptophyta; Magnoliopsida; Solanales; Solanaceae. Bases 114 to 374 code for a protein of 86 amino acids. Gene Ontology annotation, cellular component: mitochondrion. Gene Ontology annotation, biological process: negative regulation of ATP-dependent activity. Gene Ontology annotation, molecular function: ATPase inhibitor activity. The transcript is spliced from 3 exons.
CAGCUCGAACCUUCAGCUGAUUUAUUAUUAUUAUAUUAUAUUAUUUUGUAUAUAUAUAACUUAUAGUCACCUCUCGAUCAAUUAAACAUAAAAAAUCCAGAAGAAAGCAGAAUAUGGCAAUGAGAUCUGUCGUUUCAAGCAGUGGAGUACGUCGUUUAAUGGAAGGUGGUGGAAGAUCAUCGAUUUCCGGCCUUCGUUACUAUUCCGACAGCAAAGGUCGAAUUUUCAGUGAAGAAGAACGUGCUAAAGAGGCUGUUUACAUUCAGAAAAUGGAAAGGGAGAGGAUGGAGAAGGCGAGGAAGAAAGCUGAAAAGGAGAGAGCUGAGAGAGAGAAAGCUGAUAAGAAGGCUGAAGAAGAGGCUCAUAAGAGCUGAAGUGGGUUAUCUGCAGCCUUUCCCUUCAGGUCCUGUUAAUAGAAAUAAUGUCAGCUGACCGUGUCGUCUGUCAAGCUCCUCCUCGAGCUUGUCCUUGUACAGAAUAUGGUUUAAUUAUAAUAAUAUCACUUUUAGUAGUCUUUC